Molecule: messenger RNA, 853 nt
Organism: Serpula lacrymans var. lacrymans S7.9
Lineage: Eukaryota; Fungi; Basidiomycota; Agaricomycetes; Boletales; Serpulaceae
Exons: 1
Coding region: 156-593 (145 amino acids)
Source: RefSeq, a predicted model, not a curated record
CUGAUCUCGAAGACUGAUGCGUAUACUUUCUCCUUUUAAUUUGUCUUAGGUAUCCGGUCAUUGUAGUGAAUGCACUCGACGAGUGUGGUGAAUCUGGUGAUCCGUUUCAGGAGUCUCAACGAAGGGCUUUAUCGGAACCCUUCACGCAAUGGUCCAUGCUGUCCCAAGCAUUCAAACUAAUCAUCGCUAGUCGAGAUGAUCGCAUCCCCCCGGAUUUUUGUGAAGCCUGCCAAGAUGUCGUUUUACCAACCGGCGACCAUGUGACACCUACAGCCACCGCUGAUAUUAACACGUCUAAUAUGAAACGUUUUAGUGAAGUAAAGAAGAAGUUCCGCUCACUGCGAACCACAAGUAGGCCUGGACCUCAGGUUAUUCAGCAACUCACCACUCGUGCAGCGGGUCUCUUUAUAUGGGCAGAGACCGUAAUGCGGUUCAUUGGUCGAGGUGACCCGCAACAUCAGUUGUCAUUGAUCAUUUCUGGGGAGUCUUUAGAUGACCAGCAUAACGUCAAUCAUCUUUACAGGCAAAUAGCCACAAAUGCGCUGGCGAACAUCAGAGGUGGUGACGUGGUGCAACCUUUACUAGGAGUAUAGUAUUUGCGAAGGUUCCACUGCCACGCCAAUACCUUAAAGAUUUCAUUGUCACUAGCGGCCUAGUUGCAGAAACGGCAAUCGAUCUUGUACUAGAUGAGCUGUCGUCAGUGAUCUCAUUGGGCAAGGACGAAGUGGUUCGCAUCUAGCACCUAUCAUUUGUGGAGUUUCUUUUGGAUUCGGACUGGUGUCCUGAUGCAUUUCGUAUGACCAGUUAAUAGCUGGCCCGUUUCAUUGCCACGCUGACUCAGAUGAAGACAUAU